AUGAACCCCGUCGUUUUACUAUGUUCCUGGUACCUCUUUGGCUUAAGUAUAGGAACAGACUUUGUUUGUUCUUGUUCUACUACACCGAAGAGUGAGGGUCCAGGAAGUUCGGUGAUGUCCAAAUUGAGGGACUUGUUUGGAACGAAACAGCAAGAAAGGGAAAGGAACAUUAUAACAUAUAAAUUUGUAAAGCACACAUGUGAGGAGAAAAGUCAAGGCAAAAAUGACAAGAACCAAAAUGGAAAUGGGUUUGAAGUGUCUCAUGUGAAUAGGCUAAUUUACAUUAACGAAUUGAAAACCUUCAUCUUGGGUGCAUACAUACCAUAUAUAUAUAUGAGUGUGAGGGACAUUUAUAUAGUGUUGAACAAAAUAAAGGAGUUAAAUUUUAAUACAGUAUAUACCUUUUUGUUUUGGCCUGAAAAUGAAUACUUGGAAGAUUUUUAUGAUACAACCAAGUCGAAGCUUUUCUACUUACUAAACUUUUGUGCAUCCAAUGGGCUAUUUGUUAUAUUAGACAUAGGGCCCUACAUAGACAAUAUAUAUAACUCGAAUAUUCCCACUUAUGUUUUGUUCAGCAAAAAAUUGAAUGAGUAUAUUAGGGAUGUGUAUAAAGAAAAGGAAAGGAAAAAAAGUAUAUUUACAAAAAGAAUUGGAGAUUACUUAUUUUUGAAUCUUUUUGGAAAGGGAAGGAGUGUGGUCGUAAGUGAAGAUCCUGAAAAUGUGAAAAGGGAAGACAUAGAACAUGAAAUAGGUAGGAAGAAAGCUUCUUAUACAAAGGGAUAUUAUACAUACAACAAUAUAUAUAGCUUGUAUUAUUUUCAGAGGGCUAUAAAAUGGUUUAAUUACAUUCUUCCUCGUUUGAAAAAAUAUUCCAACAUAAAUAAUGGACCAAUUAUCUACCUGAACAUUGACAAGACAUUUGAUAAUUAUUACAUGUACGUAAUUAUAAAUUUGAAGCGCAGGAAUUAUUUUAAAAACAUAUGCAAUGUGGAGAGCUAUUUUAAGGGUUCCAAAUCGGAAGGGGAAUCGUUUUUAAAUUGUGUCCUUAAUUUUUUCAAACGGGUUAAAAGGAGCUACAUACUUACACUAGGGUAUAUUUUGUAUGCUAGGUUUAACCAGUAUAUGAGAAUUUUGAAGGAGUACGAAUUAGGGUUGAUGUACAUUAACGAGAUUUACAAAUUGGUACAAUUGCAUUUCGGAAAAAUUAACACGCUGACGACAAACUACCCUUAUAUUAAAGAGGAAUUUAUUAACUCUUAUGCAGGGAACAAUUGCUACAAUCAUUUUUUCCAUAACAACUGGUUUGACAAUGAGUGCAUAAAGUUGAACAAGCCUUGUAUCUGGUCACAGGUCUGGACUGGUGCCAAGUACAGCAUACAUAAUGUUAACUCGCCUAGCAUUUUGAGACGACACUUCCAGGACCCCAUCGUGUAUGAUUCUUCCCCGUCGAUCGUGUCCCCGGUCAGCGAACUGCUACCGCGCGAGAGCAGGAACUUUAAUCUCGACGAG
This is a messenger RNA of Plasmodium fragile, 1509 nucleotides long. RefSeq lists its product as uncharacterized. The record is from RefSeq and is a predicted model, not a curated record. The transcript has a single exon. Lineage: Eukaryota; Apicomplexa; Aconoidasida; Haemosporida; Plasmodiidae. The annotation marks the transcript as partial.